CGAGCUCAGAACCAAGUACUGAAAAAAGGGGUGGUAGAUGAGCAAGCCAACUCUGCUUCUCUGAAGGAACAAUUGAAGAUGAAGGAUCAAUCACUGAGAAAACUGCAACAAGAGAUGGACAGCUUGACCUUUCGAAAUCAGCAACUUGCCAAGCGGGUGGAGUUACUUCAAGACGAACUUGCCUUAAGUGAAGCCAGGGGCAAGAAGAGCAAGAAAAGUGCAGAAUCCUCAUCUCAGUUGAGUCAAGAGCAGAAAAGUGUCUUCAAUGAAGAUCUUCAGAAGAAGAUAGAAGAGAAUGAACGACUGCAUAUACUUUUCUUCGAAGCAGAUGAGCAGCACAAACGUUUAGAAGCGGAGCUGAGAACGAAACUUGAGGUUUUGGAAACUGAUGCUGCCCAGCAUCAAGCUGUGGUGGACAGUUUAACGAGGAAGUACACAGAUGCCAUAGAAAAGCUGCAGAAUGAUAAAGCCAGCUUAGAAAUCAAGUCUCAGACACUAGAAAGAGAAGCUAAGGACUGUAGGCUUCGAACCGAAGAAUGCCAGCAACAGUUAAAGAGUCUACAAGCAGCUCUGGGCAGUAGACUGGAAGAAUCUCUGUGCAUAAUCAGGGAAAAAGUACCUUUUAAUGACACAAGAUCUAAUCGAUACAAUGCCCUGAAUGUACCGUUACACAACAGAAGAUAUCAGCUGAAGUUGCGAGACCUUGCUGGCCAGGCGCUUGCUUUUGUUCAAGAACUUGUAACAGCCCUUUUGAACUUCCACACGUACACCGAGCAGAAGGUACAGAUUUUUCCCGUUGAUUCUGCAACGGACACUAUAUCACCGUUGAAUCAGAAGUUCUCGCAGUAUCUCCAUGAAAACGCGUCGUACGUUCGCCCUCUGGAGGAAGGAAUGCUCCACUUGUUCGAGAGUAUUACGGAAGACACUGUGACAGUCCUGGAAACAGCUGUGCAGUUGAAGACCUUCUCAGAACAUUUAGCUUCAUACUUGUGCUUUUUAAGAAAGAUUCUUCCUUAUCAACUAAAAAGUUUGGAAGAAGAGUGUGAGUCUUCUCUUUGCACAGCUGCUUUAAGAGCUAGAAACAUGGAGCUCCACAGAGACAUGAAAAGGUUGACUGCAGUCUUUGAGAAGCUACAUACGUACGUUAGUCUUCUUGUGUUACCAAGUACAAAACCAGAAGGACUUCUUAGGGCAAAUUACAACUUGGUGUUUACAAACAUUGCUGCAAGUCUUCAUGGAUUUCAUGACAUUUUAAAAGAUAUUUCCAAGCACUACAGUCAGAAAGCUACUUUAGAACAAGACGUUCCAACUGCCACACAGAAACUCCUAACUACAAAUGACUGUAUCGUAUCCUCUGUUAUGGCUUUAACAAAUGGAGUGGGCAAGAUUGCCUCGUUCUUUAGCAACAACUUGGAUCACUUCACUACUUCGUUGAGCUAUGGCCCGAAGGGAGGAGCAGAGUUCAUCAGCCCUCUUUCAGCCGAGUGUAUGCUGCAGUACAAGAAAAAGGCGGUUGCCUACAUGAAGUCUUUGAAGAAGCCUUGUGCAGAUUCCGUGCCUUACGAAGAGGCUUUAGCCAAUCGCAGAGUUCUUCUGAGUUCCACAGAAAGUAGAGAAGGUCUUGCACAACAGGUCCAGCAGAGUUUGGAGAAAAUUUCAAAACUUGAACAAGAGAAAGAACACUGGAUGUUGGAGGCCCAGCUGGCUAAAAUAAAGCUAGAGAAAGAAAACCAGAAACUGAAGAACUCUCUUAGUGGACAUUUAACUGAAACUAUACAAGAACGUUCUGUUUUGCCAAAUGUAGCUGAACAAAAGAAGGAAACCACAGAAAAGAGUCCGAGGGAACCUAUUAAGAGUGCCAGUCUGAUUGGAAUGUUGACUGUAACUACUGAUAAUGAAAAGGCUCCAGAUGUCGAGUCUCGUGAAGACCUGAUAAAAACCCACUAUAUGGCAAGGAUAGCAGAACUCACGUCUCAUCUGCAGCUUGCCGACAGCAAAUCGGUACACUUCCAUGCUGAGUGUCGAGCACUUGCCAAAAGACUGUCUUUAGCAGAGAAAUCCAAGGAGUCGCUCACGGAAGAGUUGAAACUAGCCAGUCAAAACAUCAGUCGAUUACAGGACGAAUUGAUGACGACAAAGAGAAGUUACGAGGACCAGUUAAGUAUGAUGAGUGACCAUCUCUGCAGCAUGAAUGAAACCUUAACUAAACAAAGGGAAGAAAUCGAUACGCUGAAGAUGACCAGUAAGGGAAACUCUAAAAAGAACAAAAAUCGAUAGCUUACAGCUAAUCAACUGUCUUCGGAAGCUGCUGCUGCACAGGAUGCAGAUAGUGAACAUUCGUUGUCCAAUUCCUGUUUGUUCCAGGAAGCGGAGGGUGGUAUUGGGUCUGGUAAAAAAACCUGAUUUGGUGCUGUACAUGGCUUUAAAAUAUUUAGAACUUGUAACAGAUAAACCAGAACUUAAUGUUGGCUCUAAACCAGGAAAUACACACUCUGUGGAUAAUUUAUAUAGUAAUUACCUUCAGUUUUUACUGUGCACUUUUUAAAACCAGGUUUUAAUUUCAUGUAAUAACUUCAGGUUUUGUAUAUUUUCAAAUAUGAUUAUGCAUUAACAAAUUUGGAUCAGUGCAGUAGUUGUCUGGUUUUUGAGUUAUACCUUAAUUUGUCAACCUGUGUACAUUCCUUGUUGAUAACAGUUUAAAAACUAGUUUUGAGACUGUUGGCAAUGCAAGCUGUGCCAUUACCAUAAAUGUAUUAUUCCUGUUUUCAGCCCUUUUGAAUUAAUUGGAAUUGUGGCUUUAAAUGACUUCUAUAAAUUCACACAAGUAAAUGGGAUCAUGAUUUCAUUUUAAACUGCAGUAGUGGAAACUUUUGCUGCUUGUAUUUGGCACUUUGGAUUCUGAAGUAAAGAGCACAAAAAGCUGAAUUGGGAUACUUCCAUGGAAUUGCUUUAAGCCAUUUAAGCUUAGGCAUUUUGUUUACAUGUUUAUGUAUAUAUCUUGGUUGAAAUAGCUGCUCAAAGCUAGCAGAAAUUGUGAUCGUAAUUUGCCCCGAAAGAGUGAAACAAUGUGUGUAGAAUAGACAAGCUUGCUGUGCUCUCUUACAGUAAAGAAUAUGAAAUAUGUAGAUUUAAACACUGAAUUUGCAAAAAGUCUUCAUGGAAUUAAGUCCUGAUGGAUUCACUGAGGGUAUGACAUGGCUUUUCCUGUGUUUUGGGAAGCUUGUGAGCUUUAGGCCUCUCCUAAGAUAAUUUUUUGAGGGAAGCCCAAUACCAUGAGUUUUCACAGCAUUGAUAUUUAACUUGUUUUAAUCAGAUGCUGUGCUGAUCUUCUGUUCCAUAACUUGCAUUCUGGCACUUACUAGUCCCAUGAAGGGUUUACUCUGGUAUCAGCUGUGUCAAUAUGUGUUACUAGUAUGUAAAAUAAAAUCAACGAGAUGAAACCA
Eurypyga helias (sunbittern) is the source of this 3443-nucleotide messenger RNA. RefSeq names its product protein phosphatase 1, regulatory subunit 21 (gene PPP1R21). Lineage: Eukaryota; Metazoa; Chordata; Aves; Eurypygiformes; Eurypygidae. Bases 79 to 2277 code for a protein of 732 amino acids. Gene Ontology annotation, cellular component: early endosome; membrane. The record is from RefSeq and is a predicted model, not a curated record. The transcript is spliced from 21 exons.